Diabrotica balteata is the source of this 914-nucleotide messenger RNA. NCBI's taxonomy places the organism in Eukaryota, Metazoa, Arthropoda, Insecta, Coleoptera, Chrysomelidae. The record is from the annotation of a GenBank genome assembly.
UGAUGAUAAAGCGAAAAUUUUGAGGUUGUGUAUGUUUCCUUAGAUUUGGAGCCGAUCGUUCUGUAGUAAUAUACAAUUUAAAUUUUGAGAAAAUGUCUUCAAGAUACGAUAGAGCUAUAACAGUAUUUUCUCCAGAUGGUCACCUUUUACAAGUAGAAUAUGCACAGGAAGCUGUACGUAAAGGAUCCACUGCAGUAGGUGUCAGAGGUGCUAAUGCAGUAGUACUUGGUGUAGAAAAGAAAUCAGUAGCUAAGCUUCAGGAAGAACGUACAGUUAGAAAAAUCUGUUUAUUAGAUGAUCAUGUCGUUAUGGCAUUUGCAGGACUUACAGCUGAUGCAAGAAUUCUAAUAAAUAGGGCACAAAUUGAAUGUCAAAGCCACAAAUUGACUGUUGAAGAUCCUGUCACUUUAGAGUAUAUCACAAGAUAUAUAGCUUCCCUGAAGCAAAAAUACACUCAAAGUAAUGGUAGAAGACCAUUUGGUAUUUCUUGUUUGAUUGGUGGUUUUGAUUAUGAUGGAAAACCUCAUUUAUAUCAAACAGAACCUUCUGGAAUUUACUAUGAAUGGAAAGCAAAUGCGACAGGCCGUUCUGCAAAGACCGUCAGAGAAUUUUUGGAAAAAUUCUAUACUGCUGAAGAGGUAGCUACAGAAAAAGGCACAGUGAAAUUAGCUAUCAAAGCCUUAUUAGAAGUUGUACAGUCUGGACAGAAAAACUUAGAAAUUGCUGUUAUGCGACAUGGAGAACCAAUUGUAAUGUUAGACGGGGAGACAAUUGAGAAAUAUGUGACAGAAAUUGAAAAAGAAAAGGAGGAAGAGGCUGAGAAGAAGAAGGCCAAGAAGUAGUUAGUUAAAAUUUAUUGUAUUCUUGAUUUGUAAGAAUUAUUUUCAAUACUUUUUUUUAAAUAUAGGUAUUAA